AGCCUUACAUUCAAAAGUCAUUGUUUCACUCGACACAAACAUUGAUGUUACACUAAAGGACGAUGUGGUCUUCGCUGCAGACCUCUGAAUGGUGAAAGGAAAAAGGAAAAAUCAACAAAAUAACCAAAAACGUAUGGUCUUCAUGGGACACAUUGAUCUGCGAAGCCUCGGGUAUUGUGAAAUAAGUCACUCCAGUUAACAUCGAAAUACCUCAUGUAAAACAUGUUUAAGCAAAGGCCCUGCUGCAGUUACUAGAAUAUUUUCGUAAACAAGCCCAGACAUUGAGGCCCCUGACAACAUUAGCCUACUACUGAGCACCAUAAAAUGUUAUGUCUUUGAAUAUUGUGUAGUUUACUUUUAAACAUUGCUAAUGGUCAAUGUCAGGGUUUAUAUCCACAGUGACAAUCUGUUAAAUCACUGGUAUUAAAAUGUAAAAUAUUGUAUUUAUUUAUUUAAAAUAGGGACAGUGCACAUUAAUGAACAUGUGAAUAUGCCAGAUUAUAACCAUCAUUUCCAUCUGUGGUCCCUUGGCAGGUUGGUGGUAAACAGGUAAAGAAAGUUACAUAAAACCACGAUGGCAAGCAAAACCAAUACAACAAGUAAUGACAAAACAACAACAUAUUGUAGCCUACAUUAGUUAACAGAGACACAUAUAUACCAGUAUGUAGCCUACUUAGGUAAAGUAGUAGGCUAGUAGCCUAGAGUUAGGCUAAGCCUAAUCAUUUUAGAAUAAGGCAAAGUUGCCUGAUUAGCCUAGAAACUAAAAUAAAUGUUGGUGAAAUGAACUAAUCUAUACUGUUGUACAGUGAAAAUAUAACAGUCUCCUCAAAUAUAAUGACCAUUAGUAUUCAGUACCUCUAAAAUCCUGGUUUCAGCCCUGUUAGCCAACCAGGAACACAUUGGCUACUAUUUGAGCAGUUAGCAACAGGUCAACAAACCAAACCCAAAAUGACUGUAUAACAUGUGCUUAAAACAUUAACUGAAGGGAUUAUUAGUUUAGCACAUGUCCUUUGCUCCUUCACUGCUACUAGAACGUUAGGUGCUGCUUGGUUCAUGGUGACCUGUGUCACUCCAUAAACAGGUCUGUGACACAAAGUCCUGUCUUGGUCCUGAAUGGGUGUAAAAGAAUCAAAACCUGAUCAAUUUAAGCAACAAAAAAAAAUGUUCACAGAAGAUGAAGCUUGCCUCUUUAAAUCUCUUGGUCCUCGGUCUGCCAUUGGAUUAACCAGAGAGCAGUACUUGGGAAUAAUACAAUGGUCCAUUCUCAUUCAGCAUAAUCCUUGUAGGUAUUGCAAGCAGUUUCAUAUGACUCCGCAGCAAAAAGGCUACUACAAGCACCUCUCUGAAGAAGUGUUACGACAAGAGAUUAAAAAAAUACAAAUGUCUACUUCCCCACCAACCUCUUGCGAUUGGAUGCUCCUGGUUGAACAGAAGAAUAUAAAUGUCCGCGUUACAACCAUGGACGCUGAGCUGGAGUUUGCCAUCCUGCCCAGCACAACUGGCAAACAGCUGUUUGACCAGAUAGUGAAGACUAUCGGGCUGAGGGAAACCUGGUUCUUUGGCCUCCAGUAUCAGGAUAGCAAAGGCUUCUCCACAUGGCUCAAGCUAAAUAAGCGGGUGACAGCUCAAGAUGUAAAGAGGGACAACCCGUUGCUGAUUAAGUUCAGGGCAAAGUUUUACCCCGAGGAUGUCGCAGAUGAGCUGAUACAGGAGGCAACACAGCGCCUCUUUUUUCUACAGGUUAAGGAGAGUAUCUUAAACGAUGACAUUUACUGCCCCCCUGAGACUGCAGUGCUCUUGGCCUCGUAUGCGGUUCAGGUCAAACAUGGAGACUACAGGAAAGACUAUCACGUUCCGGGGUACCUUGCAAGAGAAAAGCUGCUGCCACAAAGGGUUUUGGAGCAGCACAAGCUGAAUAAGAAUCAGUGGGAGGAAAGAAUCCAGGUGUGGCAUCAGGAGCAUAAGGGACUUCUAAGAGAAGAUGCCAUGGUGGAGUAUCUGAAGAUAGCCCAGGAUCUGGAAAUGUAUGGAGUCAACUACUUCAACAUCAAGAACAAGAAAGGAUCCGAGCUGUGGCUGGGAGUGGACGCGCUGGGGCUCAACAUCUAUGACAAAAAGGACAAGAUGACCCCAAAGAUUGGCUUCCCCUGGAGUGAGAUCAGAAAUAUUUCCUUCAACGAUAAGAAGUUCCUGAUCAAACCGAUUGACAGGAAAGCGCCGGACUUUGUUUUUUACGUGCCUCGUCUCCGCAUCAACAAACGCAUCCUGUCCUUGUGUAUGGGGAAUCAUGACCUGUACAUGCGUAGACGUAAACCCGACACCAUCGAGGUGCAGCAGAUGAAGGCCCAAGCCAGAGAGGAGAAGAACAAGAGGCAGAAGGAGAGGGCUCUGCUCGAGAGUGAGAAAAAAAAGCGAGAAAAUGCUGAGAAGGAAACAGAGAAGAUUGCUCGUGAGACCAUGGAGCUGAUGGAGCGAUUGAGACAGAUUGAAGAGCAGACAAAAAGAGCUCAAGAUGAGCUGGAGGAGCAGACUCGCAGAGCUCUUGAGUUAGAGAAAGAGAGGAAAAUAGCUCAGGAGGAGGCUGAGCGUCUGGACAAGGAACGCAGAGGUGCAAUGGAAGCUAAAGCAGCCCUGCUACAUCAAUCUGAGUCCCAAAUCAGGAGCCAGGAGAGCCUGGCCACUGAGCUGGCAGAGCUUACCUCUAAGAUCUCCCUGCUGGAAGACGCCAGGAAGAUAAAGGACGACGAGGCAAAGAGAUGGCAGAAAAGGGCGAUCGUGGUAGAAGCUGAUUUGAGGCGAACCAAAGAUGUGCUGAAGACUAAACUCAUGGGUGUCCACAUCCAGGAUUCAGCGCACUCUCAUAUGCACGAGCACGAUGAGACGGACGAGAGCAGCGCGGAGGCGAGCGCUGAGCUGACCUCUCCCGGCACGGUCCGAGAUCGCAGCGAGGAGAAAAGGAUAACAGAGGCUGCGAAGAACCAGAGACUGCAAAAUAACCUGAAGUUCCUGAGCAGUGAGCUGGCUGGAGCUAUAGACGAGACCAAAAGGACCCUCAAUGACCUGAUCCACGCCGAGAAUGUGAAGGCGGGCCGUGACAAGUACAAGACCCUGCGUCUGAUUCGUCAGGGCAACACCAAACAACGCAUUGAUGAAUUUGAGUCCAUGUGAGAGAAUCUUCUGGAGGCACAGACAGCAGGAGAUGGAUAGAUCAUUGAAAGAUUGCAGAAGUGUAGGUGAAGAUUACUACAUAGGUAGAAUAUUAACUCGGUGUUAACAGGUUUAAUAUGAAAGCAGAUGAUUCUGUAACUGGGCUUUGAUGCCUUAAAUUCCAAGAUUUUAAUUUUAGUGCCAUUUAAUCUGGAAACAUGUCAAAGCAGAAAUGACAACUGCCCUUAAAAUAAAACGUUAUCUAUUUAAUUUGAAAAAAAAAAAUGCAUUUAUUGUUUGCUUCAAUGUUGUGGAGAAAUAUCACAGAUGCUAUCAUUUAUGAAAGCUCCUCAGACACAUCUGCAGUCUCAAAAAAUACAAACUGAUGAAACCAUUUAUAUUAUUGAUUGAUGACUAUUUUCAGUGUUCCAGGUAAAUGGUCCAUCAUCUGUUCACUUAAAUUAACACACAGAACUUGCUGCAGGGUGUUGUGUGUGUGUGUGUGUGUGUGUGUGUGUGUGUGUGUGUGUGUGUGUGUGUGUGUGUGUGUGUGUGUGUGUGUGUGUGCGUCAGUGCACAUGCAAAUUAGAAUAACUUCAUCAGGAAACGUUUUGCAAGGACCUGUAAUAAACACACAUGAAAGGAAAAUAAAAAAAAUAGCAACUCCCUCCACUGUACCUUAACCAUAUCUCUGCCUUUACUUUUGCCAAAAGCAGGGUUUCCAUGUAAGCACACAGCAACCAAGGCUGCCCGGAAAUUAACAUUUUUCUGUUAUUCAUUCUAUGAAAUUGAUUUGUUUUAAUUGUGUUUCUCUAGCUGCCCAAAUAUUCACAAUUAUUUUGUUGUGCUGUCUUAAAAUACACAGAAGAAAAUAAAGUUUGACUUAUAGAGCCUUCA
Molecule: messenger RNA, 4044 nt
Organism: Labrus bergylta (ballan wrasse)
Lineage: Eukaryota; Metazoa; Chordata; Actinopteri; Labriformes; Labridae
Source: RefSeq, a predicted model, not a curated record